UAAUUUUUAAGCUUUUUAUUGUUGAAAAAAUCUUAGUAGUUAGUAAAAGUUAUGGUAGAAAAAUAGCUGCUUCCUGACAGGAGUAUAAAAUCAAAAAAAAAAAAUUGUCAACUGUAAAUAUACGCAUGUAACAAACAGCUGGGCAUAGCAAAAUUAUAAUUCAUCGCUCAUCAAUGAUUGUCAUUGAGAUUUGAUUUAUCCAAUCAAACAGCUAAUUGAUUUUUUAUUUACAUUUCAAUUUUCAUAUGGAUUUAUAAAUAAAACGCGUACUCAUCAUAAUAAUCAUUGUAAUGAAGCAAAAUGAAAACUGAAAUGAAAUUUAUUCAAGUUAAUCAUGUUCCGACGAAAAUUCUAGUCUAUGACGAUGAAAUUGGUUGGCUGGAUCGAAAUGAAAAAUUUAACAAAAAACAAUUGAUCCUGAUGAUAUCAGGCAAUCCUGGUGAAAUUGAAUAUUAUACCGAUUAUUUUUCCACACUUUAUUUGGAGAUGAAAAUCCCGUUGAUUGGUUUAUCACAUGCUGGCCAUAAUUGCAUCCCUGCUGGCUAUUCAAGACCCCAAAUGAAUUCUCAGCUGUUUGGACUAGAAGCCCAAAUUGUUCAUAAAGCUCAAUUUAUCCAGAAUCAUAUCGAACCAUCGACGAGAAUCAUUUUGAUUGGUCAUUCGAUUGGAUGCUAUAUUAUACUCGAACUGUUGGAUCGUUAUUCGGAUAUCGCUAAAAUGGUGGAUCAUUCGAUUUUGCUCUAUCCGACUAUCGAUUCCAUUGCUAAUACCAAAUCCGGGCGAUUAACUCAUUUUUUCAUAAAAUUUCUUCUUUAUCCUGUGUUGGCAUUGGCUUAUCUCUUCAAUUCGAUUCUCAGUUCAGAGAGAAAAGAACAAUUGAUCAAAGCAUACCUACUAUUGAAUGGAAAUGAAUGUUUGGACUCGGUUGUGCGUUCGGCAACCAAUCUAUUGGAUCCUUAUUGUGUUCGUGCAGUCACUAUGAUGGCUUCAGAAGAAUUAGUUCAGGUUUUGGAGCCAAAAUUGAAUAUAAUCGAAGCGAAUGCAUCAAAUUUAUCAAUGUUUUACAGUGAAUCGGAUCCAUGGGCACCGGUAGAUCGUUAUCAUAAACUAAGGCGAAAAUUUGAAAAUUUUCAAGACAAGUUAGACAUUCGACUUUGUUUAGGACAAAUGGAACAUGCAUUCAUAUUGGAAUCAGAUUCCGUUUGUAAAGUAUCUCAAUUGACAUGUGAUGUGAUCAAAAACAAAUGGAAACUUUAAAAUAGAUAGUAGAUUUGUUUCAAUUUACUAUAGCUGGAAAAUUAAAAUUUUUUUUUUUAAAACUUA
This is a messenger RNA of Dermatophagoides farinae (American house dust mite), 1323 nucleotides long. It is a transcript of the gene sturkopf, whose product is annotated as lipid droplet associated hydrolase sturkopf. NCBI's taxonomy places the organism in Eukaryota, Metazoa, Arthropoda, Arachnida, Sarcoptiformes, Pyroglyphidae. Gene Ontology annotation, molecular function: lipase activity. Gene Ontology annotation, cellular component: lipid droplet. The record is from RefSeq and is a predicted model, not a curated record. Gene Ontology annotation, biological process: lipid storage.